AUGACGACUGCUGCUCAUUCUGCUGCUUAUUCGGCCAUUGGUCUAUCACUUUUAAGUUUCAUCAUUUGCAUCUACUCAUUAAAAGGUCUAGCGUCCAGAAUUAGUUCUAUCAAUGACGAGAUUAUUGAAGAAGCGAAGGAAUUCCGUGGAAUGGAAAGUCAUAUUCGAGGUGAAUAUCGUUACAAGAUGGCUUCAUCUAGCUUUGCCAAAAUCAGGGUUGCAAGGCAAGCUCCCCUAUGUCAAUGUAAUCCUAACAACCAAUGUCCACCUGGACCUCCAGGACCACCUGGUCUAAAUGGAGAAGACGGAACACCUGGUCUCCCGGGACCAGCUGGUGCACCAGGUCUUCCUGGUAACAUGCCAGCCAUUAAUUAUAAUUAUGAAGGACGUUGUCGUUCGUGUCCACACGGACCACCAGGACCACCAGGACCACCAGGGCAACCAGGGCGACCAGGUAGUAACGGAUUACGAGGACCAGCUGGAAAUCGUGGAUCAGCUGGUAGCAGAGGAUCACCAGGUCCACCUGGUUCACCAGGAGAAGCAGCAAUGCCUGGUCGUCCAGGUGAACCAGGAAUACCUGCCCUUCCUGGACCACAGGGUGGAAAAGGGUUACCUGGACCACAUGGAUCACCAGGACAGCCUGGACCACCUGGUCCUCCGGGACAACCAGGUUUACCAGGAAGCCAAGGAUCACAGGGACGUCAAGGGUCACAGGGACCACCAGGACAAACUGGCGCAGAUGGACAACCUGGUUCACCUGGUUCAAGAGGAACACCUGGAACUCCUGGGGAGGACGCUGCCUAUUGCCCAUGUCCACGCCGACGUGUUGCCGUGUCAUUGCAGAAAGCCUGA
This is a messenger RNA of Loa loa (African eye worm), 852 nucleotides long. RefSeq lists its product as hypothetical. The transcript has 3 exons. Bases 1 to 852 code for a protein of 283 amino acids. The record is from RefSeq and is a predicted model, not a curated record. NCBI's taxonomy places the organism in Eukaryota, Metazoa, Nematoda, Chromadorea, Rhabditida, Onchocercidae.